GACCACGGUGGGGUGGCACUGAGGCUCUUUCCCUGCAGUCUGCGCUAUUCCCGCCUCAGCAGCGCCUGCUGCAAGGACCUGGCCGCUGUGCUGAGCACCAGCCCCUGCCUGGAGGAGCUGGAUUUGUCCUUCAGCGAGGGGCUGCGGGACGCGGGUGCGGAGCUGCUGUGCGAGGGGCUGCGGCCCCGUUCCUGCCGCCUGCGGACGCUGCGGCUGGGGAGCUGCCGCCUGACGGGCGCCUGCUGCCGAGCGCUGCCUGCGGGGCCGCCUCCCCUCACCUGCCUGGACCUGAGCGACAACGAGCUGGGAGCAGACGGGGUCCUGCAGCUCUGCCGCCAGCUCCGGAGCCCCUCCUGCCCGCUGCGGGCCCUGGGGCUGAGCACGGCCGGGCUGCCCCAGGACGCGCUGCAGGCCCUGGCUGCCCUGCGGGCGCUGAAGCCCGGCCUCAAGGUCGGGGACCUCCUGGAGCAGGAGGCGCCGCAGACGGGGGCCAUGGCCCGGCUCCGCUUCCAGCGCGGGGCCCUGCCGGGCAGGAGGGGGCCCCCCUCGCUCCGCACAGGAGCGCUCCUCUAGGAGAGCCCUUGCAGCAACCGCAGCCGUUCCCAGCGCAGG
This is a messenger RNA of Neopsephotus bourkii (Bourke's parrot), 612 nucleotides long. Its product is annotated as NACHT, LRR and PYD domains-containing protein 12-like. Gene Ontology annotation, molecular function: protein binding. The annotation marks the transcript as partial. Gene Ontology annotation, cellular component: cytoplasm. NCBI's taxonomy places the organism in Eukaryota, Metazoa, Chordata, Aves, Psittaciformes, Psittacidae. Gene Ontology annotation, biological process: positive regulation of inflammatory response. The transcript is spliced from 3 exons. The record is from RefSeq and is a predicted model, not a curated record.